AUGACGCACGCAUAUUAUGCUGAUGCUAUGAAAAAAACUAAACGGAGGGAAAGAGUAUGGUGCCAAGAGCACCUAAUGCCGGCGCUGUUGGCUGCCAAAGAAAAGCGCGUUCGAGAGAUCGACACCUCCAUCGCGAUGACCAAAGAAUUAUUGGAUAUAUACAACGAACCAGCAGCGAAGCCCAAACCAGUCAUACCGCACAGCGUGGUUCCAAGUGAUGAUAUUAAUCUAAUGAAGCCAAUUGAGCCUGAAGUGUUAAACUUGUUGUAUGGCAGCACGGAAAAGGGGGCUGCAGAAAGAUAUCUGCAUGCUAGGUAUAAGAAAGCCCCAGAAGAUAAGUUCUAUUUCCGACUUGCAACCAGCUUUGACUACGGUUGGCAACAAAAACAAAGCAGAAUGCGAGCUCGUGACGUGAACCACGGCCGCUGUGCAAUUCUGAGAGACACUUUCUACCGCAAGAACAACUUGGCGCCGGACCCGCGGCAUUACUCGCAGCCUGCCGGCGGGGAAACUUCUAUAUGCAGCGAAUAUUCUUGCAACUUUAACUGA
Messenger RNA from Zerene cesonia (dogface butterfly), 549 nucleotides. RefSeq names its product protein ATP6V1FNB-like. The record is from RefSeq and is a predicted model, not a curated record. NCBI's taxonomy places the organism in Eukaryota, Metazoa, Arthropoda, Insecta, Lepidoptera, Pieridae. The transcript has 3 exons. The coding region runs from base 1 to 549 and encodes 182 amino acids.